Molecule: messenger RNA, 1782 nt
Organism: Paramacrobiotus metropolitanus
Lineage: Eukaryota; Metazoa; Tardigrada; Eutardigrada; Parachela; Macrobiotidae
Exons: 7
Coding region: 100-1542 (480 amino acids)
Source: RefSeq, a predicted model, not a curated record
GCAGGGGUUAACCAAAACCGAGAAAGCAAGGAAACCAUGAUUUCGCAAGCUUUUAGACCAGCGAAAUACGUUUUUCGAAACCAUCAGCUUGCGUAAAAAAUGACAGUCGUUUUACUAAUCACUAUUAUAAUUGCAGUGCAUGCCGUGGUGACCACUGGACAAUCAUGUUCCCGUCGAUAUCCGGCUUUGAUCAACCCCCCUGGAGGCGACGCCGCGGCACAGGCUGCCGGAACCUGGUUCAGCUACCGGCAGAACGGUGAUGUUACGCAGAACCAAAAUAUUGUCAUCACUAGCUUCGGUCCAACCACCGAACCCUUCACCAACUCAUCCGGCAUCGGCACAUACAUGCAGCUGACAUGGGCGACGCCAAGUACCGGCCAAUGUGUAAACGAAUACUGGACUGGGAUUUACGCCAAUAACGGCAUGCAAGUUGGUUUCGACGCGGUGUCAACCGACACGAUCAACCGAUUAAAAGCGUAUUCGGUUUUGUACCAUGACUAUCAGAAAAUCAUGAUUGGCUACGGCUGUUAUAAGCCGAAGCAGGAUGGGACUUGUGACACUCCCAUGAUCUGGGCGCAGACCCGCACCCGACCGGACCAGAUGUCGGCCAGUGAUAAAGCCAAUUUUGACAGUAUCAUUAAUACAACAUUUCAGCCAUACUGCAUUACCACCCAAGAUCUGCCGCUGCAAACAUAUGACACCAGUAAACCAACAUGUCCGCUUGUUAAUCCACCAACAUGUCUCAGCGGACUGAUAAACGGAACCGCCCUAACCGUACCCAGCAACACUACAGCCGUUCAGACCACAACCGCCGGCACAACAACUUAUGGUUCCGCGGCUUCCGCUGGUUCAUCGAACUCCGGCGCAAAUGCGUGUAUAUGGCCGCUUUAUAUACCACCAGCCAGUACGUUUUCGUACGAUACGAACAAAAUCGGUGGAAUCGCAUGGGUUUACCGGCAGUUGUUUCCUCUUCAAGCUGCAUCGGUGCACCCACGAUAUUUCCGACAUGUUUUGGGAAACUCCAUAUUGCCGUUAACCAACUUAACAGGAAAUUUUGAAUGGUUGGAAUUUGUCCAGUACGACAAUAUCAACUCUACACAGUGCAGUCAUGGCUCUUGGUCGGGUUUUGCGGCCACAAAUGGACAGAGCGUCGGUCUGAGCUUUGCACCGGUUCCCGGCGGUGGAGAAAUACAAUUGCCAUCCCGUGUGGUGACCCUUUACUACGACACAAAAUACGAGGUGUAUUAUGCGUGCACAACUCCCAGUCUGAAGCCCGGAUUAUGUGACGACCCAUUUGUAAUUGUCGUGGGUCACAACGAUCCCUCGCAAUGGUCACAAAGCGAAAAAGACCAUGUCGACAACGAUAUCGUUACUCCACUUUUCCGACCUUUCGGAUGCUCUGCCAGCGACAUUCCUGUGCAGGCUUUUCCCAGCAAUAAAGCCCCGUGCGACUUUAUAGGUGCUCCUUCAUGCCUGAACCAGUAUAUCGCGGGAUUCAAUGACAUAGCUCCUCCUACUGUAGUGGCAAAUGGUUCUUAUUAAUAAUAAUUUUUUCCGUGUCUCAUGGGAGUUGGGUUGUGUUUAUUUACUGUGUUUUGCGACAUUCACGUGGCCUCUUGAGGUUUCCAUGAUGACCUUCAUGCAACACCCAAAUGUACAUUAUGCAGUCCCACGGUACCACAUACUCAAGAAAUAAUAUUAAUACCGUUGGUGACUUCUCACAUUUUAUAUUUGAGAGUACUCAGUAACAAUCGGCAUUGCAUAAUUUUUGUAACAAUCCUU